AUGUGGGAUAUAGCAAGCACCUUUGGCGAGAAGCUACACAAAAAUCUGACAUGGAAUGAACAGCUCGCAGGUUUUGCUGAGGAAGAUACAAAGGGAAGAAUGUUCUAUCGUUCCCUGAGUCGUAAUGCAGACAGAUAUGGAAACGUUAUACUUAUGAAGCUUUUUGGAUCGGAACGAAUAUCAGAGAAGGAAAGAGUGGCCAGGACAAUGUAUGAAAAACGAGAGCAUCUCGAGAAGGCGAUGAAUAUUCUUGGUUCACGCUUGAUAUUUGGAUGUUACUGCUUAUUCGAAAAUGGACGAAUUUAUGACGAAAUGAAUAUUCGCUGUUUCUUCGAAUCACUUGAGUGA
This is a messenger RNA of Ostertagia ostertagi, 348 nucleotides long. The record is from the annotation of a GenBank genome assembly. Lineage: Eukaryota; Metazoa; Nematoda; Chromadorea; Rhabditida; Trichostrongylidae.